Messenger RNA from Ectocarpus sp. CCAP 1310/34, 879 nucleotides. The record is from the annotation of a GenBank genome assembly. Lineage: Eukaryota; Phaeophyceae; Ectocarpales; Ectocarpaceae.
AGCAAACGCAAGAAUAAUUGAUGACCAGAAGCUUCGGGUUCACCCUUGUCAAACGUGGCGUGAGCCGGCGAAACCUCGGCAUAUCGCGCCGUCCCGGCCUUGUAGAGGGAUUCGAGGCAAAUGGUCUGACGGCUGCCGGGUGCGCUUAGAUGAGUACACGCCCCUCAAGACGAAGCAAAUCUGGCUGAAGGACGACCUCAAGACGUUCGAGGCAGAGCAUGCAUCUACGGACCCCGAGCCAUGUGUCUUCGGAGUCCCGCAGACAACGUGGACGGAAGCAGCGAAGGUGGAGCGGGGUGUACCAUGACAUACGGGGUACUGCACGGAGCUACGAAGUUCAUCACCGCCAGGCACAAGGAUGCAGAGGAGGCUAACCGGCAGCGAGCUCUCAAACGAAACAAUAACCCCGGCAACAGAACGGACAUGGUAACAACCAAGGGGCGAGAGGGGGGCAGCAGACGGACGAGGUGGCGAGGGAACAAAGAAAACGAGAAGAGUCGGACCAAGCGGCGCGACAUGUUAUGCCGGAUUGAACCCCUUGAUUGACUAACUCCCGCCCUCCGUCACUGCACCAUUGCACCAACCUCGCACGAGCGAUGGCAUGCCUUUGCUGUCUCGGGUGACUCUGUUUUAAAUAUUUUGACAUGUUUUAUUUGUAGUGGUCCUGGCGUGUGUCUCUAGAUAUCUUUUGUCGCGUCUCGUUUUCUCCCUCUGUGUGUGUGUGUGUUUUUUUUCUCUUCCUGUUCUUUUUUACAGUCUCCCUCACAUAGUGUGUAUUCUAGAGGAGAGCGGAGGGUCCUGUGGGCUGUCUGUCGUUAAUUUCUGUUGAAUUGCGGAUCCUUCGGGUCCAAUUGUUCUAGCGUACCUCCUAUUGGGUGG